GUGAUCACAGAAGAAGCAUAUAUGUGGUGUACAGCUGUGCAGGUAAAGGUUCUACAAUAUAGGAUCCGCUCAGUGGAUGUCUUCUAUAUAAGACCCCUCUCCUGAUUCACUCGUCAAGGAAGACUAGAGACAGGGACAAGAUGGCGGAGAGUAUAAUAAAUCUCACCCUAGAGAUCCUCUUCCGGCUUACUGGAGAGGACUACACAGUAGUGAAGAAGACCUCUAGUGAGCGCUGUCAGGCCCCCGUGUUUGAAGGAUGGGGAAAAACCCUGAGCCUAAUUACGGGGCCUCCACCUCACCCCCAGACACAUGAGGAAAUCAAUAGAGAGAAGAUCCUAGAACUCACCAACAAGAUGAUUGAACUGCUGACUGGAGAGGUUCCUAUAAGGUGUCAGGAUGUCACCAUCUAUUUUUCCAUGGAGGAGUGGGAACAUGACUAA
Messenger RNA from Bufo gargarizans (Asiatic toad), 440 nucleotides. RefSeq names its product gastrula zinc finger protein XlCGF53.1-like. Bases 141 to 440 code for a protein of 99 amino acids. The transcript has 5 exons. Lineage: Eukaryota; Metazoa; Chordata; Amphibia; Anura; Bufonidae. The record is from RefSeq and is a predicted model, not a curated record.